UUUACUCUGGUACAAAGUGUACGCAGUUUUAGAGUGUCUGAGUCCUGGGUGCAACAGAGUAGACGUUCACCAUGUCUGCAGGGUGGAUAAUCUGCGUGUUUGUGUGCGUAUGUUUUUCUUCAGGGUCUUUUGAGAGCCUGUUCAUCUCAAAAGGAACUGAGCAAUGGGUCAGUGAUACCAGCACCACCAGACUUUUAAAGAAGCGAAGUGUGAGCAGUGCUGAGAUAGAGGUGCAGAGCGUGAAGGUGGACUGCAAGGUGACAUCACGCUUCGCCCACACGGUCAUGACCACCAAAGCUCUCAAUAAGGCCAACGUCUCACAAGAAGUGUCCUUUGAGGUGGAGUUGCCCAAGACCUCCUUCAUCACCAACUUCAGCAUGGAGAUUGAUGGCAAGACAUACACAGGUGUGGUGAAGGAAAAAGAGAAGGCCAAGGAGCAGUAUCAGAAGGCCGUGGCAUCUGGACAGACUGCUGGUUUAGUCAAGGCUUCGGGCAGAAAAAUGGAGAAGUUUUCUGUUUCUGUGAACGUCGCAGCAAAGAGCACUGUCAUAUUCAUUCUCACCCAUGAGGAACUUCUUCAGCGACAGUUUGGCAAAUACGAGCUCAUGAUCAGAGUCAAACCCAAACAGCUGGUCCAGCACUUUGAGAUUGUAGCAGAUAUCUAUGAACCUCAGGGAAUUGCAUUUGUGGACGCCUACGGUACAUUCAUGACCAAUGAGCUGCUCCCUCUUGUGGAGAAAACUGUCACUGACAAGAAGGCCCAUGUGUCCUUCUCUCCAACACUGGAUCAACAGAGGAAAUGCACUGAGUGUGACGGGACAUUAAUUGAUGGAGAUUUCUUCAUUAAGUAUGAUGUCAACCGUCCUCAUGACAUCGGUGAUAUUCAGAUUGUGAACGGAUACUUUGUGCAUUUUUUCGCACCAGCUAAUCUUCCACGAGUACCAAAGAUGGUUGUUUUUGUGAUAGACAACAGCUACUCUAUGGUGGGAAAUAAAAUGGCACAGACUAAAGAGGCUCUGGUGACCAUUCUGGGUGAACUGCCAGAGGAGGACUACUUUGCCAUCAUCGUAUUUUCAGGCUAUUUUGUUGUAUGGCGGCCACAUUUAAGCAAAGCAACACAAGAAAAUGUAAAAGCAGCCCAGGAGUAUGUCAAAACGAUUCAAGUUUUUGGUGGUACUGAACUGCAUAAUGCUGUCAUUCAUGGCGUCGAGAUGCUGUAUGAAGAGCGGCGUAACGGUACAGCCCCAAAGAACAUGGUGAUGAUGAUCAUUUUGCUGACUGAUGGGGAACCAAACAAAUAUCCAAGAUCUCUUCCUGAGAUCCAAGAGAGCAUUCGUAAUGCCAAUGAUGGGAAUAUCACAAUCUUCAGUUUGGCCUUUGGUAAUGAUGCCAACUAUGGAUUUUUGGAUACUUUGAGCAAGCAGAACAAUGGCCUGGUUCGCAGGAUUUACGAGGACUCGGAUGCUCCACUUCAGCUAGCGGUAGUGAAACUGGGUCAAAAUAUUGAUUCCUUAUAGAUGAGCUAAGUAAUGAUUUUUUCCAAU
Labeo rohita (rohu) is the source of this 1544-nucleotide messenger RNA. Its product is annotated as inter-alpha-trypsin inhibitor heavy chain H3-like. The transcript has 12 exons. The coding region runs from base 72 to 1517 and encodes 481 amino acids. The record is from RefSeq and is a predicted model, not a curated record. NCBI's taxonomy places the organism in Eukaryota, Metazoa, Chordata, Actinopteri, Cypriniformes, Cyprinidae.